This is a messenger RNA of Daucus carota subsp. sativus, 1724 nucleotides long. Its product is annotated as RING-H2 finger protein ATL7. The coding region runs from base 841 to 1458 and encodes 205 amino acids. The record is from RefSeq and is a predicted model, not a curated record. Lineage: Eukaryota; Viridiplantae; Streptophyta; Magnoliopsida; Apiales; Apiaceae. The transcript has 3 exons.
AACUGGUCUAUUUUUCUUUUGUAUGUAUGGCCCUCUUCAUAGUCUUAACUUUGAGUCCACCCAAAGGGAUGAGGAUUCCUUAUGUGGUAAUUUGUGUUUCAUGAUAGCCCUUUUAAAUCUUUCAGCUAAAUCUUCUUGCUUUAUUAGGUGAAUCUUAAAUCUAGGUGUUUUCUUCUUGUCUUGUUCCUUGUUCAUUAUUACUCCUGCUCUUCAGUUUCUAGAUUUAAUAGAUUUGUUUGGUACUUUUACACUGCAAUUAUUUCCUUCUGUUCUGUUCUUGUUUUCCCUCUUUUAGGACUUCACUCUGUAGUUCUCAGUGUGGAUUUCUUUGGUUCUUGAGAUACUUUGGAUUUCAUUGCACCUCAUUGACCUAUUGACUUUGAAAGUUAAGAUCUUUCUGCUUUGUGUAUAUAAAUAUGUUUGAUUUCUCUUCUGGUGUUGGAUUUCUGAACAUUUGCAUUACUUAAAUUAUGCUGUGAUAUAAUCCAACAGAAUUUCCCAUUUUUCUAACAUCUGGUUUGGGUUUCCAAGUGGUCAAGUGGCCAAGUGUCAGACUGUUAGUUCUCUUGUAUCUCUUGGCUUGUGACUGCCCACUCUCUUUAAUUUGGGUUCAUAUGGUUAUUAUAUCCAAUUAAUUGCCUGUAACUCAAUUUGGCAAAUUAUGAAAUUUGGAUCCACUUAGUGUUCUUGAUGUAUUUUUUCUAGUUUUCAUUUCUGCUAGUGGGAUUUGUGGGCAUUUGUUGUUCAUUAAUUUGGGUGUUGACUGUGUUGUAGAAACAAAUUUUCCUUUUUAUCUGCGUUGUGAGAUUACAAAAUAGUUUAGUUUAGCGGGAAGUACAGAUGUUAGGAUCAAGUAUGAACUGGAUCACCACAGUCAUUGGAUUUGCGAUGAGCGCCACAUUUAUUGUGUUCAUCUGUGCCAGACUGAUUUGUGGUAGAAUGCGACGGUUUGAGUCACCUCCAAUGUUUGAAAUUGACUCGAGGAUGAUUGAUCUUGAGCAGGCAGAGCAUCGGAUUAGUGGACUCGAACCGGUUGUGGUUGCUGCCAUCCCCACUAUAAAAUUCACUCGUGAGGCUUUUAGCUCUCUGGAAGACCCACAAUGCACAAUAUGCUUAGGAGAAUACCAGGAGAAAGAAGUACUAAGAAUCAUGCCGAAAUGUGGGCACAGUUUUCAUGUCUCUUGCAUUGAUUUAUGGCUUAGAAAGCAGUCUACUUGUCCUGUUUGUCGCCUGUCAGUUGAGGAUCCAUUCAAAACAAAAUUUGCAGCAGCAAUCACACCACCACUUGAAACUUCUCAAAGAACGCAAAUGCCAAAUUCCCCGAUUGAACAUUCUCAGCAAUGGCUCCUUCCAGUUGCUGAACCUUCUGAAGGUAAUAAUGAUAGUCGUAGCCAAACUGAAGUGGUUUCAGAGAAUCCACGACAUAUUCAUUAUGGAGAUGUUGAGACAAGAUUAUAACUGGAACUCCGAGAUAUUGUUCUGAGUGAAAAUAAGAUUACUUUCAUGGUACGCAAGGUCCUUACGCCCUGGAAAGAAGAGAUGGCAUAAUACCAAUUUACUGCCAUAAGGUCUGCACCGGACUACCUACCUUCUUAUCUAUAUCUUACUAUAAUUUUGAUUAAUCCUGUAUAUAGUUUGUAGUUUUAGUUUCAAAUUUUUACGUCCAUCAACCAAGUUCAUUUGGGAUUGUAUUCUAAUUAAAUUAAGUACAUUUUAAGCUUUCA